AUGAAAAAAGUUGUUAUUUUAAAUCAAUUUAUCGAAAGUGACGACACUUUAACGUUUUCAAAGGAUAUUAUACAAAAUUUGAGAUGUGCAAUUCUAGCUCCACCAGCAUAUAAACCAACUGUUCAGCAAGCUCUGCAAAAUAUUAAUUUUCAGUUCCAUAGAAGAUCCAGUUGUAGCAGUUUAAUUAGGGAGUGUAAUGUCGGCGAAGGACAAACCCGCCUAAUUUUCUGGGGUAACGGCAGCUCCGAUAGCAGAAUAACAAUUAUGUCUUCUGCAAGCAAUGCUUCGCUCUAUAUGUCAUCAGAAUCACAUGUCAGUCAGAUAGAACUCCGGUCAACGGGUCAACAAACCGACAUCAGUUGUCAGUUUUCCGGUUUUUCAUCACCAGUGCUGGUGGCAGAAGUCGAUGAACAGCGAGCAUUGCGCGAGCGCAUUGCGGAUUCACUGACUUUCUCGUCAGCAGCAUCGCCGCCCCUGCAGCCAGCUGGCCGCUCCGUCUCCAUCUUGGGAUCAGUCUGUGCGCUUCUACUCAGGAAACAGGGGUCGUCGGGUGUAACGAAGGAGGCGUGCGAGGUGAGCAGAAGCUGGCAGUCGGCCAGCAUAUGCCGCAUUUGUUUCGGCGGCGCAUCUCGGGAGAGGUUGGCGCGGCCGUGCGGCUGCCGAGGCACUGUGGCCGCCGUGCACCGCUCCUGCCUGGAGCGCUGGCUGCUGCAAGCGGCCACAUCGCACUGCGAGCUCUGCCGCCACCACUACCUCGUCACCAGGACCCACAAGUGGUCAUGGUGGUGGUGCGUGGUGUCGUGGGCGCGCGCGGGUGCAGCUCGAGCGCUGGUGGCGGACGUGAGCCGCGGCGCAGCGCUGGGCUGUGUGGCUUUGCUGGGCACGUCACGAGCACUGCGCAUGUGUGACUUAGCUUUGCAAGCUGGGGCUGCCCGUGGCGGUCUCGCUGCCCUCGCUGCUAACGUCUUCUCCUCGUUGCUCAUCGGCCUCAUCGGUGCCUUGAACGGGCUGCUGACGACGUGGAUGUUGCUGAAGGUGCAGGAGCACCAGGCGGGCUGGCGCGCCUGGCGUGACGCGACGCUGCGCGUGCGCGUGCUGCUGCCGGACGCCACGCCCGGCGCCACGCCGCGCGCCUCCCCGCGCCCCACCCCCGGUCCCACCCCGCACCCCACUCCCAGCGCCACGCGAGCCGCGUCCCCGAGCCUGGUGUCGCUGCGCACUAUCGCCGAAGUGCCGCCCACCGCUGACCAAGCCACCAACAUUGCCGAUCCUUUUAUAGGGCCACUAGCAGUACCACCACAAAUUUAG
This is a messenger RNA of Parnassius mnemosyne (clouded apollo), 1308 nucleotides long. The record is from the annotation of a GenBank genome assembly. NCBI's taxonomy places the organism in Eukaryota, Metazoa, Arthropoda, Insecta, Lepidoptera, Papilionidae.